Messenger RNA from Rhinolophus ferrumequinum (greater horseshoe bat), 3345 nucleotides. RefSeq names its product RAB39B, member RAS oncogene family (gene RAB39B). The record is from RefSeq and is a predicted model, not a curated record. The coding region runs from base 179 to 820 and encodes 213 amino acids. Gene Ontology annotation, cellular component: Golgi membrane. Gene Ontology annotation, molecular function: GTPase activity; GTP binding. The transcript is spliced from 2 exons. Gene Ontology annotation, biological process: Rab protein signal transduction. NCBI's taxonomy places the organism in Eukaryota, Metazoa, Chordata, Mammalia, Chiroptera, Rhinolophidae.
GCAGCAUCCAUCCCUCAGCUCUCCCUGCGCCUGGGCCUACCUCGCCUCGGGCUCCCAGGCAAGCGAUGCGCUCGCGGUGCAUUUAGAUCCGGACCGAGCCGCGCUCUCCGAGGCCUGGGCGAGACACCCCCUCUCGCCGCACACGGCCCGGGCCAAGGAGACCUGCCGACCCCCGGCCAUGGAAGCCAUCUGGCUGUACCAGUUCCGGCUCAUUGUCAUCGGGGAUUCCACGGUGGGCAAGUCCUGUCUCAUCCGCCGCUUCACCGAGGGCCGCUUUGCCCAGGUUUCGGACCCCACCGUGGGGGUGGAUUUUUUCUCCCGUCUGGUGGAGAUCGAGCCAGGAAAACGCAUCAAGCUCCAGAUCUGGGAUACCGCGGGUCAAGAGAGGUUCAGGUCCAUCACUCGCGCCUACUACAGGAACUCAGUAGGUGGCCUUCUCUUAUUUGACAUUACCAACCGCAGGUCCUUCCAGAAUGUCCAUGAGUGGUUAGAAGAGACCAAAGUACACGUUCAGCCCUACCAAAUUGUAUUUGUUCUGGUGGGUCACAAGUGUGACCUGGAUACACAGAGGCAAGUGACUCGCCACGAGGCAGAGAAACUGGCUGCUGCGUAUGGCAUGAAGUACAUUGAAACGUCAGCCCGAGAUGCCAUUAAUGUGGAGAAAGCCUUCACAGACCUGACAAGAGACAUAUAUGAGCUGGUUAAAAGGGGGGAUAUUACAAUCCAGGAGGGCUGGGAAGGGGUGAAGAGUGGAUUUGUACCAAAUGUGGUUCACUCUUCGGAAGAGGUUGUCAAAUCAGACAGGAGAUGUUUGUGCUAGUCAGCCCUUUUGAUUUCCAAAACAUGCUCUCCCACCUGAACUUAAAAGUGAUCAAAAAGAAUAGAAUCUUUGUGUGACUGAAGAGAACUCAACCUCCAUUUUGGAUACCCAGUGAGCCUCCUUCCCAAGGGGUACUCUGACAGGAUGGGGGUGUGCUGUGACUGAGGGACUGAAUUACUGACAUGGGCCAGGCACUGGUGUGUGGCCCAUGCUGGGCAGUGGCUACUCCAUGUGCCCUUUGUGGACCACAUGUCAAGGGCCUGAGGUCUCAGGAGCCAGGCCCCCUAAAAAUAUACCCACAGACAGGACAACUAUUUCUUGGUAUUUCAGCUCAUUCAUAGAUCACAAACAUAUAUAAGGGGAAAAAAAAAUGUGUCACAUUGAAAACAAUUAGCAAAACUAAAAAAAAAAAAAAAAAAGACUAAGAUCAACUUAAUCAGUGAGAAUAUCCUACACCAAGUGCGUGUCGUGUUCAAAGAUACCAAUUAGCUUCCAAACAGUUCGUCUGUAAAAUGAGGGGCACAGACCAUCUAUUGACUAAGACCCUUUCAAGUCCUGGUAUUCUAGUAAAAAAAAUGGUGUGAAUAUGAAAAGGGAGGCUAUUUACACACUGCUAUUACCACACCGGGGAAAAUGUACACCCCUGUGAUAGAAUCACCAGCUGUGUCAAAGAAAUUGUCCCAGGCAAAAUAGCCUGGAAAUAGAAGAGAGGAACACCAACCCAAACGCCAUACCCUCUUUUCCCUCUGACCAUGUCUGGGGUUUCACUGCAUUGGUAACUGUAAUCUAGAAGUGAACAGCAUGCCUGUCUCUUCGGGUCAUGGCGGCCAUAGCACAGGGAUUGCCUCUGAAAAGAGAGGCAAACUCUGGUGCCUCAGUCCUGUACUGAGUACCCACUCAGCAUGAGGAACUGUGACCCUUACAGACGCAUUACAGUCACUUGAGUGAUGUACUUGACGCUCAUAACAGGCCAGUGAGGUUUUCUUCCCCAUUUUACACAAGUAAGCUAAGAGGCAGGAGACUCACUUGGCCAAGUGGAAAAACUAUGACCCUGAGUUCUUGUUUCGGUGCAUCAUCCUGCUGUCAGAUGAAUGAGCUGUUAUUAGUUUGUUCACUUUGGAAGAGAUAUGACUGUAAAUAAAUGUUCUCUACGUGUUAGGAUAUGUUUCCUUAUUGAUUACAACUCAGCUAUAGUCCUGAGGGAACGUAGGGGUGAAUCAAAGCUAAGGCCCAUUCAGGUAUUAUUGACAAGAGGGCUUGAAACAAGUGAAUAAUUGCACAACAAAACACAUUAGAACUGUGUAGGCUAGAAGUGUUCUUAUCACUGAAACACAGUGGCCAUAUUAUUAAAAAGAAUGAAACAGAGCAAUGGAAGUCAGAUGGGGACAAAAUGCUCACUUCACAAUGACCUUGGCCACCUGUUUGCCGAAAUCUGCACUAGGUUCCUGUCUGCCCGAGAGAGUCAGCUCUUAGCUCUCAGGUGAACAGACAGAUAACGGCAUCAGAAAGUUGGCAUGCUUGGCUUGGGUUUCCAUUAUAUUCUUGAAGAGAGGUGACACUUUAAAUUAUUUUUUGGAUUGUAGCCAGGUCAGCUAGGCAAAAGCCAUACUUUUCACAGUAAGAAAACAGUUCUGAUUAGAGACAGAUUUCUCAUAUUCGUUGUGAUAGGAAAGCCCGAGAAUGGUAAAUGGCUUUGAGAGAUAUGUUAAACUUUCAGUAUGAAUAUAAAUGAAUUUGAAAGUUUGGGAAUUUACUUCAGCCAGAAUAAAGAAUCCAAAUAAUGAAAAUCAUGGAAACAAAUCACCUUGGACCAACCUGCAGCAUCAACUACAACGGAACUGAUCAUCUCUGCAUUCAUUUAACAAGACCAGGCGAGGGUGGAGUAGUUACGUUACCAGUGUUGUGAUUGUAGAAGGCCAAUAGAAGAUGGUGAAUUGGGUUAACACAGAGUUUAUCAACUACUAUACUUAAUUAUGUUUAAAAGAUUCUGAAAGCAAGAUUAUCCAGUGGAUAAAUGAGAGUUGACUGGAUUCUGUCAGUUCAAAAAAGAAGAUGAUGAAACAAAACUUCUCUACAGUUUUCUUGACUAAAAUACAUUAUAUGUAUACUUUCCCCAUUCCUUGCAUUUUUUAGGCAGGUUUAAAAAUACUCAGCAUCGAUCCAGCAGAGGUGGCUGAGCUUAAUUACUUAAACAAGUUCUAGAAACUUUACAAAUCAUUUUCGUAGAAUUCAGUGCUGUUGUCACUGCAAUAAGUGGGUUUUAGAAAAUAAGUGUGAAAAAAAUCAGGUGUUAAUACAAUACUAAGGAUAAAGCUUUAGAAGCUAUUUUACUACAUAGGUAAAGAAAAGAUUAACUUGUAACAAAGACCACAACUGCAUGUUGGAUUAGAUUGUCUCAUAUUCCAGAAUAAAAUGUACUGUAUACUUUUCCUCACUUUGUUGUGCACUGUAAUGAAAUGUGAAAAAAAAAAAUGUUUUCUUUAGCUGUAUGUGAAUGAAAAUAUGCUUGUAUUUAGUAAAAUGGU